UAGAUAGAUAGAUAGAUAGAUAGAUAGAUAGAUAGAUAGAUUGAUUGAUUGUUAGUACAGGUAUACAGCAACGUAAUGCAGUUUAGUGUGGUGGACAGACAGACAGACAGACAGACAGACAGACAGACAGACAGACAGAUUAAUUAAUUAAUAAGGAAUAUGUGAGAUGUGAAUGAGAAUAAGAGUAACAAUGAUUUGCUUUGGUAAAUAGACAAGGGACAGACUCUUGAAACCAAGCACAGUAACCUAAUAGGAAACAGAAAUGAAACAUAAUUUUAUCAAUUAUUGUUUACUUUUUAAUCAGUGUUGUAAUUAACUAAUAAGCAAAACAAAACAAAAAAGUCCCAUAUUUCUUUUGAAAGCGGCGCGCUCCCGUUUGCGCGUGGCCGCCGGGGUCCGGAGGAAGUGACGGCGGAGAGACGCGUGAGAGCUGCACUGGGGGGGUUGUAAUGGAGCGGAGUGGGGGGAGUGGGAGCUCAGGGGGACAAAGUUACAACUCUUACAACCAACAGACGGAGUGAGGGGAAAAAACAAAAAAACUACUCCAGAAUACUAAUCUACAGGGGGAAAGAGCCCAGCGCGUGCAGGUUGGGGUGAAGGAAAGCCUGGAGUGUGUGGAAGAAGAGAAGUUGCAGUGAAGAUGAGAGAUUUUCGACUGUGAGAUUUUGCACUUCUGCAGGCGACAUGAUGAACCAUUGUUGUGUUGAACGAGCCCUGAGCGACUUUCCUCCCCAGUGUUUCGGCUUGUCCUAAUGUCCCCGAGCAGUGUGUUUUCAGUCUCAGUCCGGGUCAGUGUGCUGCUUCUGGCUCUCCUGCUCUCGGGGAGUGUGUGUGCAGAGCUGAAAGUCCUGGUGCGCCUGGACGAUGGACAGAUCAGUGCAGAGACUUUAGAGUCGGACAGCGAGAGGGACAUCAUCAGUGUGGAGCUCAGGCACACAGACGGCACUCUCACCACCUUCCUGGCAGACUUCAAACGGCAUGUGAAGAUCUUGAGGGUGCUGGUGCUGGGGGAACCGGAGAGGGGCCAGACACAGUACCAGGGCCUGUGUUUCAUCAGCAGGCUAGAACAUGGAGAGAUCAUCCCAAGUGAGGCCAUGGUCAGACUGAGACAGAAAAACCCUCAUGUGGUGCGGACCGCCGAGGAGAAGCGUGGUCUGGAGAGGAUGAGCAUGAACAUGGCGGUGAAUUUGACUCUAUCCUGGCACCUCAGCGCCCAUAUCCGCAGCAUGUGCCGCGACGCCCAAGACUUCAUCUACACGCGCGAGCAGGACGUCAAAUACUGGCUAGAAAAGGGUGUCGAAGGCUCCAUAUUCAAGGCGUUCCCCCAGAACGGCAAGAACGCAGCCCUGCCGCGUUGCAGCGCGACUGCGGAUCCGUGGCAGCCGUGCUCCUGUAGCUACACCGUGAGGCUGGAGUGGUACCCGUGUAUGCUGAAAUACUGCCGUGGCCACGGGCCGAGCCCUUACAAGUGCGGGAUCAAGAGCUGCAGCAAGGCGUACCGCUUCGACUUCCACACGCCACGCAAGCAGCAGUGCAUGUGGGACGAGGAGAGCUAACCGCAUAACGAAUACCAGUGUUACGAGGUGCCUUCAAAUAGUUCUUAAUGGUAAAAUGGUAACAAAGUGUUGCUUCGCUGUAUUCAGGAUGAUUUGUAUUAUUGUCGCAUGUAUGCGUUUUUAGACUCUAAUAUCUUCAGGUUUGCCUUUAGGGAGAGAGAUUUCGAUCAAGCUGAUCACUGGCCUCAAGGCAGAGAGUCACAUGACUGGCCUUGGCUCAGGAAAGAGGUGUUUGCUCGGAUUCUGCAUGAACUCCUUUGUUGACAUUGUAAACGUCACGUAUUUUAUGUUACCGUUUUUUAGUAACUUUCUGCAUCUGGAAUGGGAAGGACGUGUAUAAUAGAAUGGAUUUUUUUUUGGUAUGUUCUUAGUGUUAAACACAAAUUGGCCACUGUUUUAUAUACAUGCCGUUAUCUAAACCAUGAUGGUGCAGCUCAAGAGCUUUAGUUAAUAUUUACAUCAAACGUUCACAUGGAUUUUGACGUGCAGAAACCUCUAUGGUUUACACAUACAGGUGUGGGAGAAAAACAAAAACAUCCACCCAGUGGUAAGAUUUUACAUUUAUGGCAUUUGGCAGACACCCUUGUAGUGAGAGACUUACAACUAAGGAUUAAGGGCCUUGCUCAAGGGCCCAGCAGUGGCAGCAUGGUAAGGGUCAGAGGAGAACCAUCAGAAGGCUAUAGUAACUACAAGGUUGUAUCAAAAAGUUUUAAGACUCACUCUGUUUACAAGAAAGUACUUCAUUUAAGUUUACACACGAUCACCUUCAAAAUAGUCCCCCUUGCACAGCAAUACAGCGCUCCCAGCGUUCCUGCCACAUCUGGAACGUGUCCUGGAGGUCUUUCUUUCGAAGUGUGUCAACCACAUUCUGUUGCUCGCACUGGAUCUUUGCAACCGUGUCAAAACGGCGACCUUUGAGACGGAUCUUUAUUUUCAGGAAGAUCCAGGGUGGGUGGGUGUGUUAGUGAGAUCAUAUUGUUUUCCGGCGAGAAAUUCACGUCUGAGGAGACCUCGGUGACUAGGUUCACCCUUGGUCCGAAUAGCAGACGUGGUAACGCACGUGGUCGGAACAGCACCGGUCGCACAGUCCCACGUUUCCACUCUGACUUAUGACUUAUGGGUCGGUGCUCCCUGCGACUAUGCGUGCAGCCUUGUGCUGCCCUCUGUUGGUACUUCCUUGUAAGCACUUAACAGUAAGAAUUCUCCAAACUCGCACUACAUCAAGUGGAUGAGCUGCACCAACAGAACACUACAUCGGGUUCUACCCCUCAUAUGUACUUUACAGCACAGUGAAAUUCUCUCUUUGCAUGUCCCAGCAAUGUUUGGAAGAUGGGGAGAGCAAUGAUACGAGUUCAGAGGGUUAAGGGUAUGUGGCAGUAUCCCAACCCUCCAAUCAGUAACCCAGAGUCUUAACCAAUGCUCUACCACCUGCCACACACAAGUGAGAAGGCAUUCAUUUUAAAGCAAUGAACUUCAACUACAUUAGGCAGUGCGGGGAUUUGAACUCAUUAAACAGUUUAAGCACUGAAUCUGCAUUAUUUUACGCAUUGUACAGAUCGUUGUGUAAUUAUACUUUCCUUUGUACCGGUGUUCCUAUUAAAGUGGUCACUGGGUGUCUAUUAUAUGGCUUAAGUAUGUGAAAUUUUCUUACUCAACCAUAGUAUUAUUUGGUGAUAUCAUCAUUAUAUAAUUGUAUUUAAUUUUUUUUGCUUCGGCGACAUGCACACCAGACGUGUUUUGUUACGUUUUAAAGGUACACACAAACUUACACACAAACUCUACACUAAACUGUGACCAUUAGACUGUGAGAAAAGCACAGGCCCCGGUUUCAAACUUUUUUUUUACGCAUGAAGGUUUAGCCGUAUAAUAAGCUCAGACUUACGAACAAAACAAGCUACACUGGCAGCUUUAUUACUAUUAUUACUACUACUAUCUUUAUUACUAUUUUUAUUUUUUUUUUCUGUUGUCUAUUUAUUGCUAAAUAUAUUCAAGUGAUGCCAGACGCACUGUUCAUACUCACCCUGACCCUGACUAAUGAUCUCAUUUACAUUUCAAUAAGCUCAUUGCUACGAUCGGGGACGGCACGGCGGCCGGAUGAACCUUGUACACAAUGCAAUGUUGUUAUAAGGAUCGCAUUUUAAUUUUUUUUAGUCUGUAGUGAAUAUAUUACAGAUUACACCACACUAUGGUACUGGUACAGGAUUAUGACAUUAUAUAUAAAAAGGUAUGUGUUUACAUGUGUUUUAUGUAAUAUGUGUAUGUUGGUGGCUCGUGUACUGAAAAACGCAUGUGCUCAGGUUUCUCCGUUUUAUUGCUGGAUAUGAUGAAUUACUGACACUUACAGUCUUACAGUGUUGCGAAUGUGAUUUUAAAAGCAUGUACCAUGUUUCGCUUUUCUUUUACAGCGAAUCGGAUAUCAAACAGCAUGUAGAACUAAUUUCUUAGGCCAGUGUAAAUAACGAAAAUAAACUUUAUAUUUCAGUA
Molecule: messenger RNA, 4040 nt
Organism: Silurus meridionalis
Lineage: Eukaryota; Metazoa; Chordata; Actinopteri; Siluriformes; Siluridae
Gene: oafb
Product: OAF homolog b (Drosophila)
Exons: 4
Coding region: 753-1556 (267 amino acids)
Source: RefSeq, a predicted model, not a curated record